Molecule: messenger RNA, 811 nt
Organism: Mesocricetus auratus (golden hamster)
Lineage: Eukaryota; Metazoa; Chordata; Mammalia; Rodentia; Cricetidae
Gene: Ube2c
Product: ubiquitin conjugating enzyme E2 C
Exons: 6
Coding region: 96-638 (180 amino acids)
Source: RefSeq, a predicted model, not a curated record
CGGGAGGGUUGCGAUUCAAACGCGGGCGGCGGCCCGCAGCCCCGCAGUUGCUCUUUGGUCUCCGCACUCCUGUACCGGUGCCAGCGCUCCCCGGGAUGGCCUCGCAAAACCGCGACCCAGCUGCCGCCAGCGUCGCCGCCGUUCGCAAGGGAGCCGAGCCCAGCGGGGGCGCCGCCCGGGGCCCCGUGGGCAAAAGGCUACAGCAGGAGCUGAUGACCCUCAUGAUGUCUGGUGACAAAGGAAUUUCCGCCUUCCCUGAAUCCGACAACCUGUUCAAAUGGGUGGGGACCAUCCACGGAGCAGCCGGCACAGUAUAUGAAGACCUGAGGUAUAAACUCUCACUAGAGUUCCCCAGUGGCUACCCUUACAACGCACCCACCGUGAAGUUCCUCACACCCUGCUACCACCCCAAUGUGGACACCCAGGGCAACAUCUGCCUGGACAUCCUCAAGGAUAAGUGGUCCGCACUGUACGAUGUCAGGACCAUCCUGCUGUCUAUCCAGAGCCUGCUAGGAGAACCCAACAUCGAAAGCCCUUUGAACACACAUGCUGCUGAACUCUGGAAAAACCCCACAGCGUUUAAGAAGUACCUGCAGGAAACCUAUUCAAAGCAGGUCUCCAGUCAAGAAGAGCCUUGACCAAGAUGUCCAACCUCUCUUUUGUGUCGUCUUUUUUUCUUAGAUGGUCUGUCCUUUCCUUGGUUUCUAUUCUAAGCUGUGGUGUUAUUUUUGUUUUAUUUGUUUUUUUAAAUUAAGUCUACUUGAGCCCUUACAUGUAUAUUAAAUAAAUACACAUUGAUUGUUUUUGUAUA